Molecule: messenger RNA, 170 nt
Organism: Scutellospora calospora
Lineage: Eukaryota; Fungi; Glomeromycota; Glomeromycetes; Diversisporales; Gigasporaceae
Source: the annotation of a GenBank genome assembly
AAUCGGGACAUACCAACCGGUACAUACCAGACAGGACUGAUGCACCCCUAUAAUCAAAUUGAUUCUUUUGAUAGCAUAACAAGUUAUACUUGGGCCGAAGGUCAAAUUCACGUCAAAAAAUUACUCAGAUUGAAAAGUAAUAGUUAUAUUAUUCAGGUUGAAAGUUUAAG